AUGGGUUUUCUUAAGAUUUUGAAAAAGCCAAUGGGCUCGAAUGAUGUAAAUAUUAAAGCUACAAAAACUACUGAGUCAACUGCUUUUUAUGGUAACGAUGUUAUUGCUUUUGAUACGUUAAAGAGCGUUCAACCUUUUGUUAAACUUUUCAGAAAUUUACAAAAUGUAAUUUAUUUUGAUGACAUCUGCACGCUGGACGGAAGUGAAUGUCAUCUCAUAAUAAAAGGUAACUCUGUUGUGAUUAAUGGUGAAGUUGUUAUCAAUUCACUAGUGGACUUGAACGUCUUCUUGAAUUUAGAUUCAAAUUCAGUUACUUUCGAAGAUAUGGCCGUGACAUACACUAAUUGUCAGAAAUUGUACAAUACUGUCUUAGUUUCAAAUUUCGAAUCAAUUUCUGCUCAAAAAUACUUAACUGGUAUAUUAAUCUCAAAAUUUGGACUCCAAUUGAAUGAUAUUCAUAUAUUAUUGAAUUCUAAAAAUAAAUUUAAUUAUAAAGAUUGGUGCUAUAUCAAGUUAAACGGUUCUAAUGAAUAUAUAAAAUGCUGGUGUCAUAUAGAUAGAGAUAGUAACGAUGAAAGAAACGGCAUAAAAAUUAAAUUUUACCAAGAAGACAAGAAAUCUCUAAAGAAAAAUAAUUUAAUUGGUUUUGUUGAUAAUUUGAACGUCACAGACUUAUUUUUAAAUGUAUCUGAAAGUAAUUUGGAAGAUGACAAUGCAACUAAGUACAUAGAAAGUAUUGAUUCGGUGAAGAUAUUAGGUACAUUUAAAAUUGUGAAUUCAGGGUCUGAAAGCAUUUCGAGGAGUUCAACUUCUUCAUCUUUAAAUUCAGAUAAUGUUGGUAAUGAAAAUCCAGCUGAAAAACUGCAUAAGAGAAACAUAUCGAUGGUAAGCGCGAUUACACAAACUUCAAAGAAUUCUUUUGCUUCAAAGAAUUCUCUUUCAAAUUUAUCAAUUUCUUCAUCAAUUCAAACCGAAAAGAUUAACAAGAAAAAGAUUGACUUAAAUUUAAUAAACUAUAAAGAUGGUUUAAUAAUUAAACCAAUACCGCACGAUGGUAUCUCUCAUAUGGAUUCUCUGUUGAGAAUGUUAAUACCUAUGAUUGACUGUUUGAAAAAAUAUGGUAGACCAGAUAAGUUUAAAAUAGAUAAAAGUGAUAGGGAGUCGAUAAUGUUCGCAUUACCUAGUCCAAAUUCAACAAGAAUAGUUGAUGCUGUACUACAAGAAAAAUUUUUUAAUGACUUCACAUUAAUAGAUGACAACCAGAAUAAUUCCACCGCUCAAAUUUCUAUGAAUUCAGUCUCAGAUUUAUUAGUAGAUAAUAUAUAA
This is a messenger RNA of Tetrapisispora phaffii CBS 4417, 1326 nucleotides long. It is a transcript of the gene TPH3, whose product is annotated as Tph3p. The transcript has a single exon. The coding region runs from base 1 to 1326 and encodes 441 amino acids. Lineage: Eukaryota; Fungi; Ascomycota; Saccharomycetes; Saccharomycetales; Saccharomycetaceae. The record is from RefSeq and is a predicted model, not a curated record.